This is a messenger RNA of Endocarpon pusillum Z07020, 825 nucleotides long. RefSeq lists its product as uncharacterized. NCBI's taxonomy places the organism in Eukaryota, Fungi, Ascomycota, Eurotiomycetes, Verrucariales, Verrucariaceae. The record is from RefSeq and is a predicted model, not a curated record. The coding region runs from base 1 to 825 and encodes 274 amino acids. The transcript has a single exon.
AUGUCAUCAGGCAACCCACAACUCACCAUGACCACCUUCCUAUCAGGCAACACAGUCACAACCACUCGCUCCGCUCCCUUCCCCACCAGCGCCGAAAUGGAAGCCCUGCAACACCAACUGGGAGCGCUCCGGAUCCUCAAAACCGCCUCCUCCGCCGAUGAACAAUCCGAAGCCCACUACCGGCGCCUGGUGUACGCCGACUACGAAGAAUGCGUCGAGGCCCUCUCCUCCACCACCGACAGCAUCGACCACACCGUCAAUGAAGUUUUGACGUACCUCCAACGCAUCGACUGCAGCCUAGUGGCGUACUUCGAGUUCCUCGCAGACAUGGACUCACAAACCGAGCAGCUGACUCCCUCCGAAUGUCUGGGGCAGAUGCAGCACGUCACCAACCUCUUCGCGGACGACCUGGACCUCUUCUUCCGCAAACAGAUCUGGACCGAGGUGCUCAAGCUCUACCGUGAACUGUGGAGCGUGGAGGAUGCCACCGAGCUGUUGCGGGACGUCCUCUGCUCCUCCUGGGAGGAUGGCAUCCUCGAUCUUGACCAGUGCGUGCGGCUAUUGCGGGAGCUGCGCAACCGGAAGGCGGAGAUGGCGCGCGCGUUGAAGGGGAUCGAAGCAGCGGUCUCGGAGGUGCAGGACCGGACGGAGAGGUUCUGUAAGGAUGCGGCAAGGUUCUUGGGGCGCAGCAAGGUCAACGAGGAGGAGGGUUGUGAGGCUUUGGGUAUGUGGCUGGAGAGCAUAGGCAAGGAGAUCGGGAAUAUCACUUUCUACUGGGAGAGGACGGAGGAGGAGGAUGAAGACAAUUUCAGGAUGGAAGGGUGA